Molecule: messenger RNA, 1238 nt
Organism: Equus quagga
Lineage: Eukaryota; Metazoa; Chordata; Mammalia; Perissodactyla; Equidae
Gene: DHRS7
Product: dehydrogenase/reductase 7
Exons: 7
Coding region: 42-1058 (338 amino acids)
Molecular function (GO): oxidoreductase activity
Source: RefSeq, a predicted model, not a curated record
ACGCUCGCCGUCUUCAUCGCGCGGAGUCGGACGCGGCCACGAUGAGCGGCGAGUUGCUUCUCUGGCUGCUGGCGUUGUGUGUGCUGCUCACGGUCGUGGUGCAGCUGGUGCGCUUCCUGCGGGCCGACGGCGACCUGACCCUGCUGUGGGCCGAGUGGCAGGGGCGCCGCCCAGAAUGGGAGCUGACCGAUAUGGUGGUGUGGGUGACUGGAGCGUCAGGCGGGAUUGGUGAGGAGCUGGCUUACCAGCUGUCUAAGCUGGGAGUUUCUCUUGUGCUGUCUGCCAGGAGAGUGCACGAGCUGGAGCGGGUGAAGAGAAGGUGCCUGGAGAACGGCAACUUAAAAGAAAAAGAUAUACUUGUUUUGCCCCUUGACCUAACUGACAGGAGUUCCCAUGAAAUGGCUACCAAAGCAGUUCUCCAGGAGUUUGGUAAAAUCGACAUUCUGGUCAACAAUGGUGGAAGAUCCCAGCGUUCUCUGGUUGUGGACGCCAGCCUGGAUGUCUACAAGGAACUAAUAGAGCUUAACUACUUAGGGACGGUGUCCUUGACAAAGUGUGUCCUGCCUCACAUGAUCGAGAGGAAGCAAGGAAAGAUUGUUACUGUGAAUAGCGUCCUGGGUAUCAUAGGUGCACCUCUUUCUAGUGGAUAUUGUGCCAGCAAACAUGCUCUUCGGGGUUUUUUUAAUGGCCUCCGAACUGAACUUGCCACAUACCCAGGUAUAAUAAUUUCUAACAUUUGCCCAGGACCUGUGCAGUCAAAUAUUGUGCACAAUGCCCUAACUGAAGAAGUCACAAAGGCCGUGGGCAAUGGUGGCGACCAGUCCUAUAAGAUGGCAACCAGUCGUUGUGUGCGGCUGAUGUUAGUCAGCAUGGCCAAUGAUUUGAAGGAAGUCUGGAUCGCAGAUCAGCCUUUUUUGUCGAUGACCUAUCUGUGGCAGUACAUGCCAACGUGGGCCUGGUGGAUAACCAACAAAGUAGGCAAGAAAAGGAUCGAGAACUUUAAGAGUGGUGUGGAGGCAGAUGCCUAUUUUAAAAGCUGGAGGGCAAAACAUGACUGAGGGAGUACUUGCAUUUUUCAAGCCACUGGAGGCAGAAAUGGAAAACAUGAAAACAGCAAUCUUCUUAUGCACUGAAGAAUAACUUGUGAUUUUACUUCUUAAUAGAUACAACUUUCCUUUCAAUGUGUAAUAAAUAAAAAAUUGCUAUGAAUCUUGCAAUAAAGAUAGUAAUACAUACUA